This is a messenger RNA of Cinara cedri, 3366 nucleotides long. NCBI's taxonomy places the organism in Eukaryota, Metazoa, Arthropoda, Insecta, Hemiptera, Aphididae. The record is from the annotation of a GenBank genome assembly.
AGUUGAGCGGUACAUAUAUACACACACUCCCGUUCGUUUGUUACAGACAUGCACGAAGACUUGUGUCCGGGUAACGUAGAUUUUACAUGGCCCGCACACCUAUAAUAAUUCAUACGGUUGAUAAUUGUUGUUGCAUUUUCUACAGUUUCCAUUAAAAAAUACGCAAGGUAAGAGACAAUCCCAAUUAUUUAAUUAUUGAUUCGCUACGCUCCGAAUUGCUUCAAGCAAUUAUUAUUUAUAAUUUAUAUUUAUUAUUAUAUUUAUUAUAUUUAUUAUAUUUAUUAUUUAUAAUUACUUUUGUCUUGUAACAUAAACGCAUAAAAUAAGUAUCUCAAUUAAAACUAAAUAUUUUCAUUUUCAAGCCACUAUAUUUGAUAAACCAAUAAACGAUUAAACUUAUUUUCGGUAUUAUUAAGGACAUUCUAUUGAUAUUUGAUAUCCAUUAUAUUAUAAUUAGGAUGCAGAUGUUUCAAGGUGUUCGUUCAUUAUACCUCAAUUAUUCAAUGUUUGGAUUCCCAGCGAGUGGGACACAGUUGAUCGUUAUUACAGUGUUUUCAAUUUUGGCGAUAUUGUUAUGUUACGACAAAUGGAACCGUCGGCGCUAUGAAACAUUAACUAACGAAUUGAAUGGUCCUCCGGAUUAUCCGAUUAUAGGGUCAUGCUUGGAAAGUUUUGGUGGUAAGGGAAACAAAUCAUUUUAUGUUUAGAUUGUAUGUAGGUAUACUUAAUUAAUUUAUUAAUAUGUAUUUUAUAAUAACUAGAUCACUACGAAAAAAUAAUGUUCUAUGGAGAUCUAUUCAAUUACGGCCUAUUUAAAUGUUGGUUUGGUAGUUAUUUAAGUGUUUUCAUUACUAAGCCAGAAGAUCUUCAAGUAAAUAAGUUGUUAAAUAAUUACAAUAUAUAAUUACAUAAUAAUAACAUUUCUAUAGAACAGGCCUGGGUUAUAGGCCAUCCCCUGAAUCCCCUUGAAUACCCCAGAACUAUAUGUCAAUAAAUUUAGUUCCAACCUUCUAUAUGAAUCAAAAGUUCGAAUUUCAUUAUUAAUUUAAAUUUUAAAAUAUAUGAAAAUAAUGAUAUUAUAUGAGUUACACUUUAUGGAUAAAUAAUUUCGGAUUGAAUAUUUUCUUAAUAUAUCAAUACACGCGAAUAUAUUUAGUAUACGCACUUAAUUAAUUUUAAAAACUCAUUUGUUUCAGAUUAUUUUAAAUAGUUCAAAGGCCUUAAACAAAGGCUAUGUGUAUAAGAUGGCUACUAAACUUAUAGGCGAAGGUUUAGUUACAGCCCCAGGUUCGUGAAAAUUAAUUAUAAAUUUACCAUAAAAAAUAAUUAAUUUAAUUUAUCGUAUUACUUUCGACUAUCCUAAUAAAUUAUUUGUUAGUAGAAUAGUUAGUAGUCAUAAGAUCCACCACCGAAAUCUUCGCAUUACUUAAAUGUCUUUAUUAAUAUUAUUAUAGUAGAUAAAUGGAAAAUACAUCGACGUUUGAUGAAUCCUUUAUUUAAAUAUGAUAUUAUAAAGGAAAAGUUUUUCCCAAUUUUUCAAGAGAAAUCAAAAGUACUAGUUCAGAAAAUACAAAAGGGAGUAGAUAAUACACAACCGAUUGAUAUCUUGGAUUGUAUAUCAAGUGUAACUCUCAGCACAGUUUGUCGUAAGUAUUUAAACACCUUAUUAUGAUAUAUGAUAUAUGUAAAAGUGGUAUACUUUGUACCAAACUAUUAAACUUUCAGUGAAUAUAAUAUUUUUAUUUUCGUUUAUAGAAACAACGAUGGAUUACAAUCUUGACACUCACACAGAUAUGGGUUUCAAAAUGGGUGUAAUAAAGUAAAACAUUUAAAUAAUGAAUUACUUAAACACAAAUAAUUCAAUUAGGUUAUGGACUAAUAUAAUAAUUUUUCUACAGAGGCGUUGAAUUGGUUAUUAAUAGAGUACCAAAAGUUUGGUUAUAUCCUGAUGUAAUAUAUAAUCUUUAUAUCAAAUUGUUUGGCUAUGAAAAUAUAUAUAAAAUUGUGCGAAACCUACCUAGGCAUGUAUGUGUAUGCGAGAUAUAACAUUGGAUUUACGUUUUAAUAUGAAUUUUAAUUGUUCAGAUAAUCGCGAAAAAGAAAAAUGAUUAUGUAAAUAAAUUUUCAAAGAAAAACACGACAGAUACAGAUGUUAACGAUGGCAAAAGUAAGUGAUUGUUAUAAUAAACUACGACCAGAGAAUUUUUAAUUAACCAAAGUGUAGGUGGGUAUCAUGUUAUUAGAUUGUUCAAAUAGAUGUGCUUUUCGCAGUGUAUUUGAUAUAUUCAUCAGAAAUGAUGGAUAUGAAUUUAAUAAUUACAUAAGUUACUACUACUACUAGUUGGUUUUACCUCUUGUAUUGUUUAGGCGAAUGUUUUAAAGGAUUGGUGGAAACUUUAUUGGACUCAAACAAACCUGAAGAGAGGUUUACCGAUGAGGAUAUUAUGGGUCAUGUCAUUACUAUGGUAGGCGCUGUAAGUUCAAAAUACUUAAUAUAAUAUUCAAUCGCAGGUGGCAAAUAAUUAUUAUAUUUAUAGGGUUUCGAAACCACUUCAUUGACUGCUAGUUUUUGCUUUUUGAUGUUAGCUAUCUAUCCAGAUAUUCAAGUAAGUCACCACUUAAAAAAGUUCGAUAUUAAAAGAAGUCUUAAACAUGAUAUUUUUAGGAUAAAGUUUACGAUGAAAUUUGUAGUGCAUUAGGUGACAGUGAUGAACCUAUUACUAUGGAACAAACGAAUAAGCUAGUUUAUUUGAAACAAGUUAUCUACGAAACCCUCCGUUUAUUCCCGACUGCACCAAUUAUAUCGAGACAACUUCAUGAUGAUGUCACGAUUCGUACGGACAUAAUAUAUACUAGAAUGUAUAGAAUAAAUUUAUAAAACAAAUAUUUUUUUUGUUUCAGGUAAUCACAAACUGCUAAAAGGAACAAUGUGCGUUAUUUCUCCUUUGAUUACGCAUCAUAAUCCUGAGUUAUACUCGAAUCCCAAUUCAUUUAAUCCGGACAAUUUUAACGCCGAAAACGUCGCCAAACGUCAUAAAUAUAGUUUCAUUGCAUUUAGUGGUGGUCCAAGAGGCUGUAUUGGUAUAAGAACAUAUUAAACAUAUAAUUUUCAAAUUUUUUUAACAUUUGUAUUCAAUUACAGGAAAGAAAUAUGGUUUGGUUUUUUUGACAGUUAUAAUCACUGAAGUUUUACGGAGUUUCAGUGUGCACACGGAUAUGAAAUUCAGUGAUAUUAAGUUAAAAUUAGGUAUAACAUUACAUAACACCGUUGGUUUUCCUAUAACCACUAAAUCGAGAAAGAAUCGUCAUAAUGUGUGUAAUAAUGCUGAAAUGCUUAACUAUUAAAAAUAGUAAAAAUAAAAUAAA